GAAGGAUACUAUACUGGAAACCCUGCACUAUACUACAAGGAAACUGACCCCAACAGUGCAGAGUAGCGGAAUUACUUACUCCAGGGAAACUCAGUGGGGCAAUUGUGUGUUCCUACAAAGAGUCCUGCAAGCUGUUGUACGUAUAGCUAACCCUUUUUGGAGAGAAUGGCAGCCGGUGAUGGAUUGAGCAAGCGUUUCAGUGCAAUGUCACUAAAUGGUUAUGUGUAUCUGGUUGUUGAAGAAAAUGAUCCAAAGGGACCACUCAACUAUAAAGUUGGCCUGUCUGAAAAUCCUCAUGUUCGUGUGGGUAAAUUGCAAACAGGGAAUCCACGAAAACUGAGACUUUUUCUGGAGUGUAAAGUGGAUAACAUGAGUGCUGCGGAAAGGAGUGCAAAACAGGCUUUGGUGCACUACAAGUGUAGACUUGGAGGAGGAACUGAAUGGUACACAGCUGGACCGGAGGAAGAGGAAGACCUUAUCAAGACAUUCGAGAAAGCAGUUCAUAGAUACAAACCAGUUAAAAAACAACAAAAGUAGAGUUGUUAAUUUGAAAUACUUACUCCCUUGUACGUACGUACUCAGAAUAACUAUAUACAGUAGUACUUUACUGUAUAUAUGAUAU
This is a messenger RNA of Geodia barretti, 622 nucleotides long. Lineage: Eukaryota; Metazoa; Porifera; Demospongiae; Tetractinellida; Geodiidae. The record is from the annotation of a GenBank genome assembly.